This is a messenger RNA of Amphiprion ocellaris (clown anemonefish), 1175 nucleotides long. RefSeq names its product prepronociceptin b (gene pnocb). The record is from RefSeq and is a predicted model, not a curated record. NCBI's taxonomy places the organism in Eukaryota, Metazoa, Chordata, Actinopteri, Pomacentridae. The coding region runs from base 217 to 906 and encodes 229 amino acids. Gene Ontology annotation, biological process: sensory perception; neuropeptide signaling pathway; chemical synaptic transmission. Gene Ontology annotation, molecular function: opioid receptor binding. Gene Ontology annotation, cellular component: neuronal cell body; plasma membrane; axon terminus. The transcript has 3 exons.
UAUAAGAAGCCUCAGAGGACUGCAUGUGCUCAGUUGUUGCAACCCUGAGCCUAAGGAUACGAGCAAAGACACCAAACCCCCUCAGAAGGAAGGACUUCUAUACAUCACGCUCACAGGCUGGAGCCUCGUCCCUCAGGUUUUACGUCCAGAUUCUCCUGCUGUUGACUCCUCGUUCUAAACUGCUGUUCGUCCCUGAGCGUCCAGGUGUGCUGAGCGAUGAAGAUCCCUCUGUGGUUCCUGGUGGUGCUGCUGGCUUGUCUCUUCACUCCUGGACACAGCGACUGUCAGGGGGAAUGCGUGGCCUGCGGGGUUCUCCUGCAGCAGCAGCAGAUGCAGCAAGCCUUCAACACUAUGGUGUGUCUGCUGGAGUGUGAGGGUCACGUCUCCUCCUCGCUCACCUGGGAGGUCUGUAAACGAGCCGUGAAGCUGUCGCAGCAUCCUGCUCUUCCUGAGGGCGGCGCUGUGUUCAGGAGGACGGGAGAGGAGCUGCAGCUGACCUCUCUGGACCUGGACUCUGACAGCGAGCGUUUCCAGGACGAGGACCAGACCCUGGAGCAGCGCAGCGUCCGCUACGACUCCUCCCAGGACGGGGAGGACGAGGGGAGGCAGCCGAGGGAGGAGCUGGGAGGGGACGAGGACGACGGAUCCGAGGGUCUCUCCUUGUCCAAACGCUUCGGAGGCUUCCAGAGGGGCCGCCACGGGUACAGGAAGCUGAUUGGCUCCCCCGUCAGGCCCCUACAGAAGCGCUACGGCGGCUUCAUAGGCGUCCGGAAAUCCGCCCGCAAAUGGAACAGUCAGAAACGAGUGAACCAGCUGCUGAGGCAGUACCUGGGAAUGAGGAGCAGCCGCAGCGGCAGGUUCAACAACAACCCCGUGACUCGGGUCUGGAGGCAAAACAAACUGUAACCUGCCCCUGUUGCCCCCUCACUCCACCCAUCCUGCCCCAGUUACCUCAACCCCGUUUGUUUUUUCUAGCAGCUCGCUCCAGUUUGAACUGGGACGUCACCAUCAUGAACAGAUCCGCCUGCACCUCUGUGUCUCUGAGUAAAGAAUGUUUGGUGUCCUCUGAUUCAGCAUCUUUACAUCCAUCCUGUGAAAUAAAACAGUUAGAGAAGUGCAAUUGAAUAUAUUUUUGUGUGUCAGUAUAAUAAAAGGGGCCAAAUGAGAUUGGAAAA